CAUUACAAAACAAUUUUCUAUUUGCCAGAACUGACCCUCAUGGCCUGCUGAUGCAACUCUGCACUAGAACAUGUACCAGGGAACAAAAGGUUUACAGCUAAAAUUGACAUUUAGAAUAGGCACCUGGUAUCAGCAUCUGUGAGUCAAGAAGAUUCCUCAAGAACUAACUUUUCAUUGAAGAAUGGCAUCAACAUCUUUUCAGAUCUCUGCAUUACUUCUGGCUGUUUCGGGUUUUAUUAUUUUACUUGUUGCCACUGUGUCCAACAGCUGGAAAAGUUCCAGUUCAGCAAACUCUAUUAUUACUGCAAGUUGGAUUUAUGAAGGUCUCUGGAUGAACUGUGCAGCUACUACUUUGGGCUCGGUUCAGUGUAAAAAAUUCUAUUCCUUCCUAAGUUUAGACACUUAUAUUCAAGCAUGCCGAGCCCUGAUGGUCACUUCCCUUGUUUUGGGUCUUCUUGGCACUCUGGUGACAGUGUUUGGUUUAAAGUGCACUCAACUUGGGACCACUAAUAACUACACAAAAGCAAAGAUUGCCACAGUAGGAGGAAUGGUCUUCAUUUUAUCAGGUCUCUCAUCAAUGGUGGCUAUUUCUUGGUAUGCUUCGCAGAUCACAGCUCAGUUUUUUGAUUCAUUCUAUGCUGGAACCAAAUAUGAACUAGGCCACGCUCUGUACAUAGGCUGGGCUGGCUCCCUGCUUUCAAUGCUUGGUGGGAUUCUCCUGAUAUGCUCAUGCAAAGGAAGCAAAAGAGAGAAACAAAGAAACUACAAUUACGAUUCUGCUACUACCCAGAGAGCUAAUGAACCAUUUAUUUACAAGAAAGCAUCAGAGACAGUCACGUCUGCCAAAGAUUAUGUUUAGAUUUUUAAUCUUUUUUUAUGUAUUCUAAAAGUUUCAUUUUAGGCAGACAGUUUUCUUAUUGGUACUGAAUGUUAUGUACGUAUGAAGAAUUUAUUUCUGAGAAUUGUUUAAAGCUCAGUGUCUUAGGAACUGGCUAUAUGAGAAUGUAUUUCAGGGUAAAAUGAAGUUAUAAUAUUGUACAUACCCCAAACACAAAAAGUUUUUUUAGAUAAAUAUGUUGCCAUACAGCAGCAGUGUAAGUUUAUAAUUAUUGCUGGAAUAAAACUGCUUUUGACUAUG
Molecule: messenger RNA, 1138 nt
Organism: Eublepharis macularius
Lineage: Eukaryota; Metazoa; Chordata; Lepidosauria; Squamata; Eublepharidae
Product: claudin-19-like
Exons: 6
Coding region: 182-859 (225 amino acids)
Biological process (GO): bicellular tight junction assembly; cell adhesion
Cellular component (GO): bicellular tight junction; plasma membrane
Molecular function (GO): structural molecule activity
Source: RefSeq, a predicted model, not a curated record